AUGUACCUUCUUGUUAUAUUAAGUAAUCUAGUUUACUUUUUUAGGAUCAACCUGGAGUUUUAUGUAAUCAAGAAUUUUCAAAUACAUGUGGAAGAUCCAGCAAAAAAACAAAAGACAGAUGGAGUAUAUUCCUCUGACAUUCCCCGCUCAGAUGGUUUCUGGGUAAACAAUACGUGGCAUUCGCACGCAUGCGCUGGGCUCGAGUUUGAAGAUCUCAAUAAAAGGCUUUCCCCCUGUUUACAGCACAAGAACAUUUCCUUGCUAGGAGAUUCCACCUUCCGACAGUGGUUUCACGAGCUUGUUGACAUUUUCAACGGGAAAAAUCACUCAAAUGGGCUUAAAAUGUUUCAUCGUGUGGCAGACCUUGACAUUGACAUCUUUUUUCAAUUCCAUCCUCUUUGUAUUCUCGCAGAACAAAAGGUUAUUCCAUUCGCCAGUAUGAAGUAUGAGAGUGAAAUUAUACGCGAGAUGCAUGAUUGUAACCGCGUUGUCGUAGUCGGCCCAUGGGCCCACUACGGUCAGUGGACAAAAAAGAGCUAUCUCGAUCGUCUUUACGGAAUCCGAGAUGCAGUCGUUGACUUUUUACAAAGGUGCCCAAAUGCAACUGUUGCUAUAAAGGGAUCCCAUCCACGCAAUCAUAAGAAUAUAUAUUUUUACAUAUUUGGAAACGACUAUAUAUUUCGUCAAUACAAUUUGCUUUUACGAGAGGUUUUUAAAGGAACUGGCGCAGUAUUUCUGGAUGUGUGGGAUAUGAACUUAUCAUAUUAUGCUUCCAAUACACUACACAUGCCGCAGGCCGUUAUCCGUCAGGAGAUGAAACUUUUAUUUGCUUGUCACGUAUGUCGAUGACAUCACCAUUGUAUAUCCGUCCGGACCGUUAUAACGCCUGGUUUUCAUAAAACCGCCAACUAACCCUGCAGCGCUUUUGCCGCAACAUAUUAUCUGAUCUCGAUUAUUUCGUUCAUUCUGGACUUCGUAUUAUACUUAUUGUGUAUGAGUAUGUGCUAUGUUUUAUUGUAAUCUGAAAUAAUGUAUAUUAAUGUAUAUUAAAAUGUAUAUAUUACGGUAAUAUAUAUUAACAAUAAGGGAGGAGCGAGUAUUACAGAACCUUGUGGUACACCACAUGUGAUAGAAGAAAGUUUGGAGUCAAAAAUAGAAAAAAGAAGUAAAUUGUUGGCGACCGAUCAGAUAGCUUUUAAAUAAAAAAUAAAAAAUAUAUA
Molecule: messenger RNA, 1220 nt
Organism: Anneissia japonica
Lineage: Eukaryota; Metazoa; Echinodermata; Crinoidea; Comatulida; Comatulidae
Product: NXPE family member 2-like
Exons: 2
Coding region: 1-849 (282 amino acids)
Source: RefSeq, a predicted model, not a curated record